AUGUGCGGCGGACUUUCCGUCAGAUGUGCACCGACCCUAAAGGUUCGUUUUAAGUUCUUGCUGCUGGCUGCGACUGCCUACCACACAUGUCGCGACUGCAUGGCUGCGCGAUGUCAGAUUCUAGAAAUUGAUCCAGCUUGUGCUGAGUUUCAAACCAGUAGUGCAGCUACGGCCGACUUCAUGCAACUGCAGUAUGCAGUCGGCAGUCAGCUAGCCGGCGCCGCGUCAGACUCGGACAGCGAGGCGUCUCGUAUCGGAAUGCCGAACCGGCCGGACAAAGCGGAGAUACUGGCCGAGAUCGAGGCUAGCUAUGUUGCGGACACCAAUUUCGAUAUUGGCGUGGCCGGCCUGAUAGAAGAAGAAGUGGCUGAAGAGAACAAGUCUCUCCUCUGGUUCCUGCUGAAGCAGGUGCGACCCAGCAUGGACCUCAGCAAGGUUGUGCUGCCGACGUUCAUCCUGGAGCCGAGGUCCUUCCUCGACAAGCUGUCCGAUAAUUACUAUCAUGCUGAUAUAUUGGCGCAAGCCCAACAAAUAGUGGACCCAUACCAAAGAUUCGUGGCGGUCGUUCGCUGGUACCUGUCCGGUUUGUCGAAACCCAAGGGUCUGAAGAAGCCUUACAACCCGGUGCUGGGCGAGACCUUCCGCUGCUGUUGGCGUCAUAGCCAGGACUCCUAUACUUAUUACGUGGCUGAACAGAUCCGUAUCCCAUCACCCCCAGUGUCAGCUUUCUACGUGACGAAUAGGAAGGAGGGUUUCGUCAUAGAAGGCAGUCUAUUAGCUAAAUCCAAAUUCUACGGUAACUCAACGUCAGCCAUACUAGAGGGUUGCGUACAUGUUAUGUGUCCCGAUACUGGCUAUCAAGCGGACGUAGAAUUUAAACUAAGGUCGUUCCUAGGCGGUGCAGAUCAGACGAACUCCAUCCAGGGUAGAAUUAAACGUGGUAAAGAAACUGUUGCCGUACUAGAAGGAUAUUGGGACGGCAAGAUUGAUAUUAAGGAUAAGAAGACCGGGGAAGAAUCAAACCUAUUCGACGUGUCUGUACUAAAAGAACAGCGAUUACCUCGAUACCUCAUGAGCAUGGAGAAACAGCAAGACUUCGAGUCUGCCAAGCUGUGGAUCAAAGUCUCUGAGGCCAUACAGAAUGAGGACCAGAUAGCAGCCACAGAGCAGAAGACGAUAAUAGAGGAGGCUCAGCGCGGCCGGGCGCGGAACCUCGUGACGCCGUGGAUGCCGAGACUCUUCCACAGGAACCCGCAUGCUGCGCCGCCUGACGGUGUCACAGAUCAAGGAUGGGUGUACAAUCAUUUAAACACAACGCCAUGGCAAGCAGACGAAAUAAUAGAAUACGAAGAGGAUUUUGUAAUUAAAACCCUUCGAGAAGGACCACCUCCUGUCAAGACCAGUGUGGAAUUGAGACGAGAUCUAGCUAGAAGAAUGUCAGAUUCCGACAGCCAUGAUGAACUGGCUCGACCUAAGAGUUCUGCACGGACACUCAAACAAAGUCUAUACGCCAUAGACACAGCAUUAAGAGAACAAACUCUAGCGAUAGAACGCCUAUCCAAAUCGGUUGAAACUAUCAGCGAAGCCCAGAGACAAGCGGCUUCAAACAGACCUCUGAACGUAGGCCGGGUACCUACAUCCAGUCACUCAUGGGACCUCUUUGGAGGUUUCGUCCUAGCCAUGGUGUUGCAAGCACUACUAAACUGGGUUUUCUACCAAAAGACUGAACAGUGUUGCCACUUUAAAAAUUCAAUGUGAUGUAAGAAAAUUUGAGUAUUUUUUAAUACUAAGA
Molecule: messenger RNA, 1792 nt
Organism: Helicoverpa armigera (cotton bollworm)
Lineage: Eukaryota; Metazoa; Arthropoda; Insecta; Lepidoptera; Noctuidae
Product: oxysterol-binding protein-related protein 8
Cellular component (GO): intracellular membrane-bounded organelle; membrane; cytosol
Molecular function (GO): cholesterol binding
Source: RefSeq, a predicted model, not a curated record